AUGACGGUUUCAGUGUCUUCCCUCUUCCCUGUCGGCUGGCAGAUCCUCACCAACGACGUGCUCACCGGUACCCUUGACAAGGACAAUUUCCAGGAGUACUUGUCCAAGCUUGCUUGGCUUGCAGCGCGAGCUGCAUCAUUGAUGUGCGCAACUACGCUCGCUGGAAAGGAGAGCCCGGAUAUCUGA
Molecule: messenger RNA, 186 nt
Organism: Phanerochaete carnosa HHB-10118-sp
Lineage: Eukaryota; Fungi; Basidiomycota; Agaricomycetes; Polyporales; Phanerochaetaceae
Exons: 2
Coding region: 1-186 (61 amino acids)
Source: RefSeq, a predicted model, not a curated record